This is a messenger RNA of Ostreobium quekettii, 1029 nucleotides long. The record is from the annotation of a GenBank genome assembly. NCBI's taxonomy places the organism in Eukaryota, Viridiplantae, Chlorophyta, Ulvophyceae, Bryopsidales, Ostreobiaceae.
AUGCCAGUGGUGUCCGGCAGCCCGUCGCUCGGCCACCCGCCGGCCGACGGCCACGCGCAGGGCCAGCCCCCGCGCGGCUGGGACCAGAGGCCGCGGGUUUGCAUCCUGGGGCGCGAUCGGAGGCUGGUGGUGGCGCGCGGCACGGCGGCGCUGGCCGCGCGGGAGACGUUCCAAGGCGUCCGCGUUGGGUUCCAGGGCAAGCCCGGCGCGUACUCCGAGAUCGCCUGCGAAAAGGCGUUCCCGGGGUGCGUGCCCGCCCCGUACAGGGUCUUCUCCGACGUCUUCAAGGCCCUUUCCGAGGGAGAGGUAGACCAGGCGCUGCUGCCGAUGGAAAAUUCUACUGGGGGUUCAGUGCAUGAUGUGUACCUGCUGCUGCCAAAGUAUGGUCUGCAUGUAGUUGGGGAGUACUCUCUGGGCGUGGAGCACUGCCUUCUGACUCAUCCCAGUACCGACGUCAGCAGCAUCAAGAGAGUCUUCAGCCAUUGGCAGGCACUGGCACAAUGUGCCCAAUAUUGUGAAAGAAUGGGUUAUCAGAUGGUGGAACAUGAUGACACUGCUGGAGCGGCGGCCAUGAUAUCUGCAAAUCAGCACAAUGACGCAGCUGCGAUUGCGAGUUCCAGGGCAGCUGAGAUAUACGAACUUGAUGUCAAGGCAAAGGGAAUUCAGGACAAGGAAGAUAACUACACCCGCUUUGUGGGCCUGUCUAAUGCGCCCUCAGCCCCUCCAUGCCAAGAUCCAAGCGAGUGCAAAACGACAAUCGCUUUUGCAUGCCGAGAUGGCGCCGGUGGCCUGCAGGAGCUCCUGUCUCGCCUCCUGGCGUUGGGCAUAAACUUGGAGAAGAUUGAGCCCCAGGCGAUGUUGAACGAGCCCCUGAUCGACGCAGCUUCUGGUCGAAAAUUCAACUAUCUAUUCGUUGCUGACUUCAAGGGAAGCAUCGCGGAGCCCAAGUUUGAUCAAGCAUUCGAGCUGUUCGAAGAGUACACAGGAUACUACAGAGUCUUCGGCAGCUACAGGAGACAUGCUUUCUGA